CUUCUUCCUCUUUGAUUUCUUCCUUUAAACCAGUCAUUUCACAUUGCAGAAAAUAUAAUUCAGUUAUAAUCCAUUUAUCGACAAUUUAGUGGAUAAGAUGGAGUUAUAAUUGUUAAUUGUCUACAGCCGAAAUCAGCAUUUUACAUGAAUUUUGGAUGGAUCAAAUGUCAUAUGGAUCGGACGGGGGUAGCAGACGACAUGUCACAUGUGUUCAGGGUCAUACGACCGUCAUGAACUCUUUUGGAAGAGUUCAAAACUAAAAAAAAGUCAAACGUUGAGAAGGUUGACAACAAACACCGCAUUUUGCAUCGCAAAUGGCCAAUAAGUUAUUAAUUAUAACUUUAAUUAGUCUUUCCCUUUAAUACCCUUGAAAUUUGACUCGAAAGCAUUAAUUUCAGAAAUGGAUUCAUAUAUUAUGCAGCUUCGGCGAGUCUGGCUUAAUCAGGACGGUGAUCUUCUAGCGGAUUUGUUGUCUUUGCGACACAGUCACAUUAGUAUUCCCCAACUCACUUCCGAAGCAGCAAUGACGAGAGCAAUGGAACACUUGUCAUCACCAUUCGACGAUUUGGUCCUCUAUCACCUCAAAGCAUUGUCUUCUGCAACUAAAGACGAUCCACUGACGACCUACAAUUAUCAAAGUUCCGCAGUACAAUCCCUGACAAAGAUUCUUCAAUUACAAAAGGAAGAAAAUUGGAUGCUGCCUGUUAUGAAUGUAAUGUGUCUAGAAUUAAGAUUACUCGCAGUUAGAGCCGAAAAUGCCAAGAGCAAUAAAUCCCUGAAACCUGGGGAAGUUCUCGAAAAAUGUGCAGAAUGUUUAAUGGGCUGUUUCCGAGUUUGUGCUGCGGACAAUCGAAGUUCAGAGGAUGAUACGAAACGAUGGGGAAUGUUGGCACUUGUGAACCAACUCCUAAAAGUUUAUUUUAGAAUCAACAAAUUACACCUGUGUAGGCCUUUAAUUAGGGCGAUAGAAUCUUCAGCUUACAAGGAUCAUUUCGCCUUGGCCCAGCAAGUCACUUACAAAUUUUUCAUUGGCCGAACUGCGAUGUUUGACAGCGAUUACAAAACUGCUGACGAACAUUUAACCUUUGCCUUUGAACACUGUCACAAGCAGUCAAUUAAGAACAAAAGAUUGAUCCUAACUUAUCUCGUACCAGUAAAAAUGUUGCUUGGCCACAUGCCAAAAAAGUAUGCCCUCGAAAAGUAUAAUUUAAUGCAAUUCUGGGAACUGAUGGAGGCAGUAAAAAAGGGAGAUUUGCGUAGUUUGGAGGACGUUAUGAACAAACACGAGACGUUUUUCAUCGGAGCUGGCAUUUAUUUAAUAGUAGAGAAGCUGAAGACCAUCGCUUAUAGAAAUCUCUUUAAAAAAGUUUAUCUGGUAUUGAAGACUCAUCAAAUACCAAUCGCGAGUCUUCUCACUGCUCUCGAAAUGCAUGGAGUUGAAGAUAUCGAUAUGGACGAAACUGAGUGUCUCGUAGCGAAUUUAAUUAACGAGAAAAAAAUCAAAGGCUACAUCUCUCAUCAGCACAAGAAGCUUGUUAUUUCGAAACAACUUCCUUUCCCACAGUUAUCUUCCAUUUCCUAAUCUGGAGAAAUAAUCCAUGUAGAGGAAAAGAUUUGCUUUUUGUCUGGAAUGUGGAAGAUUCGUAUCUUGAUUUAGAGUCAAUGCGUUUAUCUAAAGAUAAGGUCUUUGAUUUUAUGAUCGACGAGAAAACGAUCAAUUCUGUCGAUUAGGAAAAUAUGUAUUUCAACUUCAAUUUAGGUUUGUUUCUAAGCCUCUGGAUUUAGUUUUGAAAAGUGCAUUUCUUUUCUCUGUUAAACAAAAGCAUUGAUUCAUAAGAGAGAGAGAGAGAGAGAGAGAGAGAGAGAGAGAGAGAGAG
Belonocnema kinseyi is the source of this 1877-nucleotide messenger RNA. RefSeq names its product PCI domain-containing protein 2 (gene PCID2). The transcript is spliced from 5 exons. Gene Ontology annotation, molecular function: double-stranded DNA binding; RNA binding. NCBI's taxonomy places the organism in Eukaryota, Metazoa, Arthropoda, Insecta, Hymenoptera, Cynipidae. Gene Ontology annotation, biological process: post-transcriptional tethering of RNA polymerase II gene DNA at nuclear periphery; transcription elongation by RNA polymerase II; poly(A)+ mRNA export from nucleus. The coding region runs from base 401 to 1582 and encodes 393 amino acids. The record is from RefSeq and is a predicted model, not a curated record. Gene Ontology annotation, cellular component: transcription export complex 2.